This is a messenger RNA of Phycodurus eques (leafy seadragon), 2303 nucleotides long. RefSeq names its product acid phosphatase 2, lysosomal (gene acp2). Gene Ontology annotation, molecular function: acid phosphatase activity. The coding region runs from base 101 to 1363 and encodes 420 amino acids. Gene Ontology annotation, biological process: dephosphorylation; lysosome organization. The record is from RefSeq and is a predicted model, not a curated record. Gene Ontology annotation, cellular component: lysosome. NCBI's taxonomy places the organism in Eukaryota, Metazoa, Chordata, Actinopteri, Syngnathiformes, Syngnathidae. The transcript has 13 exons.
AUACUCUCGUGGCGUCACGUGACAGACAGCGAGCCGUUUGCUGCUGUGCUAAAGCCACUUGCAGUUGGUUAAACAGAAGCUCGGCUUUUCGGACUCUGUCAUGCUUCCUAUAGUUCUGCUCCUCCUGGCCGUGGGCUCGCUCCCUGGGAAAGGCACAGCGGGGAAAAAACUGGAAUAUGUAACCGUGUUGUUUCGACAUGGUGACAGAUCACCAGUCAAAGCCUAUCCCACUGACCCACACCAAGAGAGCGCCUGGCCUCAAGGCUUUGGACAGCUAUCACAGGAAGGGAUGCGGCAACACUUAGAGCUGGGUCAAUUUCUGAGGAAGCGUUAUGACGGCUUUCUCAAUGAAAGCUAUGUCCGACAUGAGAUCUCAGUUCGCAGCACAGACUAUGAUCGCACCCUGAUGAGUGCCGAGGCCAACCUUGCAGGUCUUUACCCUCCCAAUGGUGAGCAGGUCUUCUCACCAAACAUAAAGUGGCAGCCCAUCCCUGUCCACACAGUUCCACAAAGUGAAGAGAGGCUGCUGGCCUUUCCUCAGAGAGAUUGCCCUCGUUUCGAAGAGCUCAUGAAGGAGACUGAACAAACGGAAGAAUUCAUUAACAUCACAGCUGCUAACAAGGACAUAAUGGAGUUGGUGCGGAAUAAAACGGGAUUGAAGACGACGACUGUGGAUUCAGUCUGGAGUGUGUACGACACACUCUUUUGUGAGUCACAUCAUAACAAAUCAGCUCCUGAUUGGGUGACUCCUUCUGUCUGGGCAAAGCUCCGCUUUCUGAAAGACUUUGGAUUUCGGGUUUUAUUUGGGGUCUACAAUCAGCAGGAGAAGAGUCGGCUGCAGGGAGGGAUCUUAUUGGGUGAAAUAGUAAAGAAUCUUUCCCGAGCGGCUGUAUCUGAAGAAACGCAGCGUCUGAAAAUGAUGAUGCUUUCUGCGCAUGACACCACUGUGGCAGCUCUGCAGGUCAGCUUGAAUGUCUUCAAUGGCAGACAACCACCGUAUGCGUCCUGUCACAUGAUUGAGCUAUAUUCGGAUGAUGGCGGGUCUAUGUCGGUGUCCAUGUUUUACCGAAAUGACAGCACAGUUGAGCCGUAUGCCCUUCAGUUGCCAGGUUGCUCCAUCGACUGCCCCCUGGAGGAGUUUGUGAAAAUUACAAAGCUCUCUCUUUCUGAUGACAGAGAGAGAGAGUGUCAGGUGGCUUCAAGUGGGAACAAUAAAGAGGUGAUCAUCACUCUGGCAGUGUCGGGCUGCCUGUUGCUGGUCCUCAUCGUCAUCCUCUUCCUGUCCAUCAUUCGACACAAGGAGCCGUUGGGUAACCAGGGAUAUCGUCGGAUCACCAACCACGGGGUCGCUGAGGAGUCCUGACAGAAGUGCAAGGUCCUCAAUUGCAGACCAACGAGCUCCCCAUCGUGGGACAGCAGCGAUGAUGAUGAUGAUGAACUUUGACCUCUUCUACGGAGCGUCGUCGGCUCUGGUUUUUAACCCACUGUGGGUGUUUUUUUUUCUUUUUUUUUGACUACCAAGUUUGGGGUUGGAGAAACGUACAAAUGUCUCCCAAAGCUGUCACGAUGACAAAUUCUUGGAGCAACCUUGACAGAUGUUUACCUUUUAACAUUUUAGUUUUUUUGCUUGUGCUUUUCUGAUUUGUAUCCAAGUUGAUGGGAUCGAUGGUAUUAUUCUGUUUGGUGCAAUUGUGCGAAUGAAAGUCAAGAAUGUGUACCGAGAGAUUGUACAUUUCUUACUUGCAAAUGUUUUCAUUGUUGUUUGAAUUUUGGAAUUUGUUAGGCAUAGGUCAAACUAAGGCCAAAUGACCAUUAUGCCUUAAAUAAUUGCAGUCAUCAUAGUUUUCUGAUGUGGCUUGUUUAUGAACCCUAUGUGUUCACAUAAUUUGAUUUUGAAAAUGUAUCAAAAUUUCUCGUAGCUAGAUUAUGAUAGCUGGAUAAUGUGGUUAGUUAAUUUGGCACAUUUGGCUAAAAUAAAAAUACAUUCGGUGAACUGCUGCACAUGUGCUUGUUUUUAAACUGCGUUAAUCGGUUUUUAUGACUGUAAUAUGUGGUCUGGUUUUGUGUUGUUGUGUGACCAUGCUUUUUAAUAUUUCCACCAACUCAAAUGGUUUGACUUCAUCAAAGGAGUAGGAUGCUGUGUUUUGUGUCGGCACGUUUUAAACUGCUAGUAAGUUUUGCAACACUGGAAAAUAUUUCAAUGCAAACUUCACUAUGAUUUGAUGUUUACUGCAGUCAGCAGAUGUAAUUGUGAUGUUUUAUUAUAAACGGGAGCACAUAAAAAAAAUUGGUCUUGUUCUCAA